AUGGCUAGGUCGGUAAGACACACACGCAGAGUCGUCCCUUCGCAGCCUGUCAAUUGGCAGGGUCCCAAAGGGGGUAAGCACAAAAAGCAGUACAGUUUGCCCACAAGAUUUACGGGACCUCUUGGCACCAAUGGAGUCCUUACCCACCUGAUAAAAGGUAUACCGAACUUAGGACUGUUUGACGGCUCCCAAGACAGGGUGAAAACGAUGCACUAA
Messenger RNA from Pyricularia oryzae 70-15, 216 nucleotides. RefSeq lists its product as uncharacterized. The record is from RefSeq and is a predicted model, not a curated record. Lineage: Eukaryota; Fungi; Ascomycota; Sordariomycetes; Magnaporthales; Pyriculariaceae. The transcript has 5 exons. Bases 1 to 216 code for a protein of 71 amino acids.